CACCCAUGUAUAAUACGCCUGAUGACUCGACACAUCAUACAGAUUUUUAAAACAGUAUAUAUAAUAUAGUUUGCUUUAGUGUGUCUAUGGAAUGUUUAUUUUUGUAAAUGGUUGCAAAACCUCAUCGGUAUAAUUUGAACUAAAACAAAUCCUAAUCAUGACCAAGAAAAAGAAACAAAACAAUAACCCAAUGAAAGGGCAGGUAAACAAAGGAAUGGACACGUCCAGUGUGUUCACGAUCGAAUCGAGUGCGUCCAAUUGGCGCGAGUCAAGGGAAACGCUCACAACAGAUACACACACGCCAGUUCAAAUGUCUCGAAGAAAUUCCUUUUCGUCCGCUAUGGAGAGUGGAAGUAUAUUUUCUGGCAGUAUUGGGUCCGUGCCAUCAAAGGCGAGUGCAGCAUUAUCUACGGACGCAUUGUUAUUGAAGCAGAAAACAGAGGAUAUUGAAGGACAAUCUACCGAACGUGAAUCGUGGGAUAAUAAAGUACAAUAUCUCUUAGCCGUCGUCGGGUUCGCUGUAGGACUUGGAAAUGUCUGGAGAUUUCCUUAUCUAGCACAGAAAAACGGAGGAGGUGCUUUUCUUAUUCCAUAUGUCAUAAUGUUGGCAAUCGAAGGCAUUCCUUUGUUUUACCUUGAACUUGCAGUAGGUCAAAGGUUACGGAAAGGAGCCAUAGGAGCAUGGAAUGAAGUUAGUCCCUUUUUAGGCGGGAUUGGAAUAGCUUGCUGUUUUGUCUCGUUUUGGGUAGCGUUAUACUAUAACACUAUUAUUGCCUGGUGUCUGUAUUAUUUAGUGCUGAGUUUCCGAGCUACCUUACCAUGGGCAGCAUGUCCAGAUCCGGUACCAAAGGAGUGCAAUAUGAGCAGUCCAACAACUUAUUUCUGGUACAGAAAGACUUUAGAUAUUUCGUCUUCUGUAGAGGAAACUGGAAACCUGAACUGGUGGAUAUUGGUUUCGUUGUUCGUAGCUUGGCUUAUUGUGUUCAUGUGCAUGAUUAAAGGGAUUGCAUCUUCCGGUAAAGUUGUGUAUGUUACUGCAACAUUUCCAUAUUUGGUUUUGAUCAUCUUUUUCUUCCGUGGAGUAACUUUAGAAGGAUUCCAGCAUGGACUAGAAUAUUUCUUUGUACCGGAUUUUUCUAGAUUAGGAGAUCCACAAGUAUGGUUAGAAGCUGCAACACAAAUUUUCUUCUCAUUAGGAUUAGCUUUUGGUGGACUGAUCGCUUUCUCCUCAUAUAUGCCAGUGAGAAACAACUGUUAUGUUGACGCCAUCUUGGUUUCGGUUAUCAACUGUGGCACAUCCGUUUUUGCUGGAAUCGUCAUAUUUUCUAUAUUAGGUUUCAAGGCUAACAACUCAUACAAUGAUUGCUUAGCAACAAGGAAUAGCCAGCUGAUAAGUCUGUUCAACACAACAGACCUGACAGUACCAAAAGCUGGAACACAAACAACAUUUACCCAGUUCGAACCAUCUAUUCAACGAUGGAUACAAAGACAAGGGAUAAUGCCGGAACUUCCAGUCUGCGAUUUGAAGGCAGAGCUUCAAAAGUCGGGUUCAGGAACAGGACUUGCCUUUAUUGCGUUCACAGAAGCCAUAAACCAAUUCCCAGCAGCACCGUUCUGGUCGAUCUUGUUCUUCCUGAUGUUACUGACACUUGGGUUAGACAGCAUGUUUGGUACACUAGAGGGCGUGGUGACAUCUAUAAUAGACAUGAACCUCAUAACAAACUUGAGAAAAGAUGUAUUAGCAGGUGUACUAUGUGCUGUUUCCCUACUGAUGUCCUUUGGUUUUGCCACACAGAAUGGACCAUACAUUUUUGUUCUUUUUGACGAAUUUAGUGGCAAUAUUCCACUAUUAGUUAUCGCAUUUUUCGAAGUCAUUGGAAUAAGUUACUUUUAUGGACUUAAACGAUUUGGAGAUGAUAUAUCUUUAAUGAUUGGUUACAGACCAAAUUAUUACUGGUUGAUUAUGUGGAAAUAUGUAUCACCUUUAGCAAUCAUCGUCAUAUUCUUAGCGAGUGUGAUAAAAAUGGCAGUUACCGGUACAACUUACGAUGCUUGGGAUUCUACAACGGCAACAACGACAGCUUUAUCAUGGCCGGGAGGACAUAAAUUUGUUGCAGCAUUUUUAAUUCUUACUGCAGUUCUUUGGAUACCAGGUGUAGCUUUAGUAAAGUAUUUUCGGUUGAUAAAAUGGGAACCUGAAACACCAGCUUAUUUUCCUGAAGAAGAACUGAAAAAAGAAAAGGAACUUAAAAUAUAUGAGCCUUCAGAUAUGGAAAGAAAAUUCUUCUACUGGAGAGAGGUUUUGGAUUGAUGAUAACCCCAAACGUAGUAUAAUAUUUAAUUUAAAAAUGUGAUCUCAUAUUGCAGCAUUUUAACAUUUUAAAGUAUAUAUUCAGAAUCUUCAUAUUAAAAGAGGACAUUAAUUUUAAUUGCAGUAAUGCAAUCAGGAUUUUAUACGUAGAUUUUUUUUAUAAGUGUGAAUAAGUACAGUGAUAGUGCUAAUGACAGAUUUUUUACAAGGAGCAUUAUAUAUGUCUGAACAAGUACAGUGAUGAAAAUUGGAUAUUGUAAAUAUAAGAAAUAAACAAUUCAUUUCAUGUCAAUCAUGUAAUCCGGUGCUUUUAGGAUUCAUGUAAUUUAUAUUUUACUUUUAAUAUUCUAAUUUUAGUGCAAUAAAACUUAUUUUUAUUUU
Molecule: messenger RNA, 2692 nt
Organism: Mytilus trossulus (common blue mussel)
Lineage: Eukaryota; Metazoa; Mollusca; Bivalvia; Mytilida; Mytilidae
Product: sodium-dependent neutral amino acid transporter B(0)AT3-like
Exons: 11
Coding region: 158-2311 (717 amino acids)
Biological process (GO): sodium ion transmembrane transport
Cellular component (GO): plasma membrane
Source: RefSeq, a predicted model, not a curated record